AUGAUGCCUACAUAUGGUGUGGGAGGGAGUGCUGGUGGCAGGGGAGGGGGGAUGGGAGGAGGGGGAGCAGGGGGGAGAGGGUUAAGGGGAGAGGGAGGCGGAGGAGUGGUCCCAAACUUUGGUGAGUGGCGUGAUGAUGGUGAUGAUGAUGAAGUCGUGUUCUACCGCAACAUGGCCCACCAUCGCCUGGAGUUGGAACGAGCCCGCCGCAGAGCUGCUGCUGCUGCUGCCGCCGCUGCUGCUGGCGCUGCUGGUGGUGCUGGUGGUGUUGGUGCUGGUGGUGCUGGCGCUACAGCCGCUUUUCCACUCCAUGCCCCUCUCGCUCAUUUCUCUUCAUGCCUCCCUCUUCCCCCUUCCCCCCACCUCCAUGCGUCCCAUGCAUCAACCAUCUCUAUGUGUUGGAUGUUUCCUCUACGUUGGAUGUUUCCAAUCGCCAUCCCCGCUCCAUGUGUCCCGUGUGCCAUCAGAGCGGACGAGCUGGGAGUGGAUUUGGAGGAGCUCUUGCUCAUGGAGGCCAUCUGGCUCUCGCUGCAGGUACGCCUUGCUUCCUCUGCCGCUCUCUGUCCAGAUGCUACCUGCUGUGGGGCUCUGCUUUUCUUGCCUUUCUUGGGAGUGGAUUUGGAAGAGCAGCUGUUGUUCAUGGCGUCCAUUUGUCUCUCCCUCCCCACUUGCCCCUUUCCCCUCGACCCGGCAUCAGGAUCAAGACGAGGCAGCUCCCCGCACAUCAGAUUCAUCUUCAACACCAGCGAUUACUGGGGCCCUUCACGGGCAUCUGCAGCAGCAGCAGCUCAGCAGCAGGAGGGGAUGCAGCGACAGCAGGACAAUUCGCAUGAUGAGGAGGUGAUUGAGAGCUUUCUCAUGCGAGGGAUUGGUGGUGGUGGGGAGGGUGGCUUGGGGGAUGGCAGCGAGAGCACUACUCGUGCUGCUGUUGGUGCAGCUGGUGGUGGUGGUGGUGAAGCGGGUGCAGCGGGGGAGCAAGGAGGGGUGCCGCUGGUUGUUCCCGAUGAUUUUGAAGGGCAAAUGCGCCUUGCGUUGGCACUUUCCCUUCUGGAAGCUGAACAGGCAGCUGCUGCAAGCAGGGGGGAGUAG
Closterium sp. Naga37s-1 is the source of this 1089-nucleotide messenger RNA. The record is from the annotation of a GenBank genome assembly. NCBI's taxonomy places the organism in Eukaryota, Viridiplantae, Streptophyta, Zygnematophyceae, Desmidiales, Closteriaceae.